Molecule: messenger RNA, 294 nt
Organism: Lactuca virosa
Lineage: Eukaryota; Viridiplantae; Streptophyta; Magnoliopsida; Asterales; Asteraceae
Source: the annotation of a GenBank genome assembly
AUGAAGGCAGAGUGCGUCAUAGUUGGUGUGGAGGGGGGCAGGCAUGUGGUGAAGGAACAGGUGGCCUCCGAGAAAUUUGAUCCACAAGAGCCAAGUGUUGUGGUGGAAUUAACUCAGGUCAUGCAUGUUUCUGUGAAGACGUUCAUGGAAAUGGAUUUUUCCUCCCUCCCUCAUUUGGGUGAUCUCCACUUGGAGGGCCUACGUCGGUUGUGCCGUGACCCUGACGCCGAGGAGAACACGCCUGAAGGUGAACCUCUCAACGGUGGAUCUUCCUCCACUACUCUUGUUAAGUGA